Colletes gigas is the source of this 2461-nucleotide messenger RNA. Its product is annotated as protein decapentaplegic-like. The record is from RefSeq and is a predicted model, not a curated record. Bases 505 to 1677 code for a protein of 390 amino acids. Gene Ontology annotation, cellular component: extracellular region. The transcript is spliced from 5 exons. Gene Ontology annotation, molecular function: cytokine activity; growth factor activity. Gene Ontology annotation, biological process: BMP signaling pathway; SMAD protein signal transduction. NCBI's taxonomy places the organism in Eukaryota, Metazoa, Arthropoda, Insecta, Hymenoptera, Colletidae.
UGCGCGUAUCGAGUUGAGUUCAACAUCAGUACGUACCGACUUAAACGUUCUUUAUUUCCACAACACCACAUUAUUCGUUAAAUUAAUCAUUACGUAAAUCACGUUCAUGUUCUUUUCGUGAAUUAUUUAGAAAUCUUGAACGAAAGUUUUUCCAAAGUUUUUUUUUCUCUUUGUUUGCUGUCUGUCUUUCUCUUUCCCUUCGAAUACGCGAGUGCGAGAAUAGCAAGAUAGUGUACAUCGAAGCUCGAUCUCGAUCAAUGCAUCGAUACUAAAGAUUCCCAGUGGUGACGGUUCGAGAAUAUAGUUACCGAAGUGAGGUUACAUGAAUUCGUUGAAAUGUUGUGGCUCGUCAAACGGCGGACUCACGAUUAGCUCAGGUGGACAGAGUUUCUGCCUUGCCCUGUAUAUUGAGUGGACAAUGAUGUAGUGGCCGAUGCAGUAAAAUCACGCAUACGAAGAGCGGCCGCAAGUACGGAGGCAACAUCCGUGAGCAACGACAUCACAAUGCGCAUGUUGCUGCCAUUAACGUUGGUUAUCGUCGCAGCAGGUUUGCUGCUGGCAACCAUCGAAGCAAAUGUUCAUUUGCACUUGCCUUCCGACACUGCCAGCCACUUUACUAUCGGGGAACAUGAACAAGCAAUCGCUGGAAUAGAAGCUAGUCUUCUCUCGCUUCUCGGGUUUGCGAAAAGACCGAAACCGCAAGGUCCAGCAUACGUACCAGAAUCGUUAAAGAAACUUUUUAUUAAACAAAAUACCAUUGGUAUGGCUGAUAUUGCUAAACCAGGAAUUCAUGCUAGGUCUGCUAACACAGUUCGUUCCUUUUCUCACGUCGAAAGUGACCUGGAUCAUAAAUUUCAAUCUCCGAAUCGCUUUCGUCUGUUGUUCGACUUGAGUAGUAUACCGUCGAGAGAGAUAUUACAAGCCGCGGAAUUAAGUCUUUCUCGUGUACCUAUUUCAAAUAAAGAAGACAGCAGUCAAAAUUUGGGUAGAAUACUUAUAUACGAUAUUUUGCGGCCCGGCGCAAAAGGACACAGUACUCCGUUGCUACGUUUAAUCGACAGUAAACCAAUAAAUACCAGGAAGAACGACACAAUUAGUUUAGACGUUCAUCCUGCUGCGGAGAGAUGGAUAAAAGAUCCAAAGAAUAAUCAUGGACUUCUGGUACACGUGCGUGGAACUAAACAGGAGCAUGUACGUUUAAAACGGAGCGUAAACGAGAGGAACGAUACAUGGGUUAUUAGUCGACCGAUGUUAUUUACUUACACAGAUGAUGGGAGGUACAAAAUGUCCUCCGCAAGCCAGAUAAUAGAUCGUCGCGCCAGAAGAGCGGCGCUUCGUAAAAGUCGUCGGAAAGAUGGCCGUGAGAACUGCAGGCGGCAUCCGCUUUAUGUUGACUUUGCAGAUGUUGGUUGGAACGAUUGGAUCGUUGCCCCUCCUGGUUACGAUGCUUUUUACUGUCACGGUGAUUGCCCUUUCCCUCUAGCGGACCACUUAAAUUCCACCAAUCACGCGAUCGUUCAGAAUUUGGUUUAUUCGACGAAACCGAGCAUGGUACCAAAAGCUUGCUGUAUACCUACUGCUCUCAGUUCGAUAUCCAUGCUGUAUCUCGACGAGGAGAAUAAAGUGGUUUUGAAAAAUUAUCAGGACAUGGCGGUUCUUGGAUGUGGGUGCCGUUGACCAUCCGUCGAGUAGCUUAGUUAAAUAUUUUUACGGCGAAGAAUUUAUGUACAGUAAAAAUGAGAAUGGUUAAAACAAAAGGUAUUAGUAAAAUAAAAGAACGGAGGAGUAAGGUUUCGUUGUACCGAACGGAUAGCAGGUAAUGCCAUUUUUCGAGGGUAUGUGAAAUGUUUAUCGAGUGUUUAUACAUAUAUAAUUAAAGCACGUUUAAGGAGUUUGAUUUUUUAUUGUAUACAAAAGUUCAAUCGAUUGGUCAAUUAUUGACACAUUUAAUUAUUAUAUAUUAGUAGUCCUAAACGUCUAACUUUUCUAUGCAUAAAAUAAAGAGAGAUACGAAGCAGUUGUAUUAUAUUAUGUAUCGGGGUUUGAAACAGUUCAGAAAAUAACUGAAACAAACUGUUACAUAUCGGUUUCGGUUACGGGUUUUCAGAACCGAUAUUAUUACACCAUAAUCAAAUCAACCCGAUCAAAUCCAAAAAACUGUCCAAUUUAAUAUGAAACGAAACAACACGUUUUUAAACGAGGAUUUAAAUUGAAAUCAAAUCGCCCCUUCAAUUUUAAGUGCCUGUUUCUUAUUGAAAAGAAUUUCAAAUAAUUGACCAUUAAAUUUAUUGGUAUUAGUUUUAACCGAUCGAGUGAUUGAUAGAUGUUCAAAUAAAGAAAUUUUAUUUGCACCGAUGUGCAAUUAAUUUUUUUAUCGGCGGUAGGGAAAAAUGCUAUAAUAAAACUUUUAAUAAAAAAAACUUUAAAUUAAUAUUUACUCACCAGUUUUCCGUCACGUUUA